Myripristis murdjan (pinecone soldierfish) is the source of this 1862-nucleotide messenger RNA. RefSeq names its product leucine rich repeat containing 75Bb (gene lrrc75bb). NCBI's taxonomy places the organism in Eukaryota, Metazoa, Chordata, Actinopteri, Holocentriformes, Holocentridae. Bases 720 to 1862 code for a protein of 380 amino acids. The transcript is spliced from 4 exons. The record is from RefSeq and is a predicted model, not a curated record.
AUUCCCAUAUAUCCCACUUAUACAGUCCACUUAAUAUAUGCUAACCUGCAUACUGUGUGUUUGUAACCUAAUUGUUUGUAUUCUGUUCUAAUACUGUAUUUAUUAUGUUUGCUGCUAUGAAGACCAACAGCUAAAUUUCAUAUGCUAAAGUUAAAUUCAAUGCUCCAAAGAGGAAAAGCAGAUUAUUCGAUUUUAGCAUAAAGACACAGUCCAAAUUAUUAAUCAAAAGAUAAACCCCAAUUGUUCACAAAUAAUUGAGGUGAUUUGGCUUGUGCACAGGUGCUUGCUUUGCUUUGUUGUCAAAUAAACUUGAUAUUUAUGAUAUGAGGUCAAGAAGCAAAACUAAGCCGGGGAACACUUCUUCCACGACUCCCAGCAGGCUGCACAGCACAUAGCAAUCUGAUUGGAUGAGGAGCGCAGCAGCCCCGUGUACAGCAAAGGCUGCCACUCUCAGCCCAGCUACUGCAUGGACUGAUACAGAGCCGAGACGGAGGGGCGAUGUGUUGAGCAUUAACAACGGACAUGUUUACAGCUUGUUACAACUUUAACUCGCCAACUGAUGCAAGGUAAACGUUUUCCUGCAGCUAUCCACCUGUCUUCUUCAGAGAACUGUGGAAUAUAACGUGAUGAAACGCUUUACAAGUUAAGUGGAAUGUUAUGGCCGUAAAUUGCCAGAUCCCUCUCAUCACCAAAUACGCCGAGACAUCUUCUCUGGAGUGAUGGGUUCCAAGUUGACCAGACAGAGGAGUCUCGAUAUUGAAAAUAAAUUGUCCAAGAGGAGACGCCAGAGAAAUGACAUCUCUGGAGAAACCGAGAGAAGUGUAGGCAGAGGCGGCGGAGACUUCUUGUUUACAUCCUUGAUGCUCAGGUCCGACAAGCUCCCGGGGAUGCUGCGGAGAGCAAACCACAGCCCAUAUGUUAGACGAGUGGCUUGGAUCCGGGAAAUCCAGAGGCUACUGCGAGAUCAGAAGACAGAGCAAGCGGCCGAAGUGCUCAAAUUGCUAAGAAGGGAUUUAGGACUCCAGGGAACAUCACUCAAUGACAUUUUGUACAAGAAUGCAGCUUUUCUCAACCUGGUGGACCCAAUCUCUCAUGAGCUGCUUCUAAGCCUAGCCCGGGAUAUGCAGUGUCCAAAAAGGGAGACUGGCUCCCUUAAGUCCACCACCAAGAUUUGCCGACAGCUGAUUUACCACCUGACCCCUCACUCCAAGUGGACCAGACAGAGUGUGCCCAGGAGGAAGUCUCAGGCAUGUCUGAAAACCAACCUGAAGCAAAAACUCUGUAGCGAUGUGGUCAACCUGUCAGGCAUUCCCCUCUCUGGCCGGGACAUCCACCGUGUGGCCUGCUACCUCCAAAGUAGCAGUGAUGUGGUAUCUGCUGUGGACCUGAGCUUCACCGAGAUGCAGGAUGAGGACCUGCGGCUGCUACUGCCCUUUCUCAGCUGCCUGCCAAAACUGACCAUGCUAGCGGUCAAUGGGAACUGUCUGACUGUGGCCAUCCUGAAAGACCUCACGGAUGCAGUGAAGGAUCCCAGGAAGUUUCUCAGUUUGGCCUGGGUUGACCUGGGCAACAAUGUAGAUAUCUUCACGAUCCCGCAGCCCUUACUAGUUGCCCUGCGCCGCCGCUUUGGCCUACGCAGCAGCCUGCCGACCAUUUAUGAGUACAGUGAGGUGCAAACCUACAGCAGCUACAACCUGAACCUGGAGACCUCUGUUGAGGAGUCCAGUCUUUAUGAGGAUGCAGAGAGAGAUGGAGAAGAAGAUGAUGGGGAAGAGGAGGAGGACAGGCUGGAGCUUCAAGCCUGGGGAUUUGGAGGGGAAAGUGUAUCUAAAAAUGUGGCACUGCACUACUGUGGGAGGUGA